Molecule: messenger RNA, 726 nt
Organism: Arachis duranensis
Lineage: Eukaryota; Viridiplantae; Streptophyta; Magnoliopsida; Fabales; Fabaceae
Product: DNA-directed RNA polymerase subunit beta''-like
Exons: 2
Coding region: 1-726 (241 amino acids)
Biological process (GO): DNA-templated transcription
Molecular function (GO): DNA-directed RNA polymerase activity; DNA binding
Source: RefSeq, a predicted model, not a curated record
AUGGAUUCCAUAUUAAUAAGAUCGGCUAAUACCUAUUUGGCGCCUCCAGGAGCAACAGUUCAUGGACAUUUUGGAGAAAUCUUUUUUGAAGGAGAUAUAUUAGUAACAUUUAUAUAUGAAAAAUCGAGAUCAGGUGAUAUAACCCAAGGUCUUCCAAAAGUGGAACAGGUAUUAGAAGUUCGUUCGAUUGAUUCAAUAUCGAUUAACCUAGGGAAGAGGGUUGACGCUUGGAACGAACAUAUAACCAAAAUUCUUGGCAUUCCUUGGGGAUUCUUUAUUUGUACUGAGCUAACUAUUGUCCAAAGUCGAAUUUCUUUGGUUAAUAAAAUCCAAAGGGUUUAUCGAUCCCAAGGAGUGCAUAUACAUAAUAGACAUAUUGAGAUUAUCGUACGCCAAAUAACAUCAAAAGUAUUGGUUUCAGAAGAUGGAAUGUCUAAUGUUUUUUCACCCAGCGAGCUAAUUGGAUUGUUUCGAGCUGAACGAGCGGGACGUGCCUUAGAAGAAGUAAUUUGUUACCGAGCUCUAUUAUUGGGGAUAACAAAAACAUCUUUGAAUACCCAAAGUUUCAUAUCCGAAGCGAGUUUUCAAGAAACUACUAGAGUUUUAGCAAAAGCUGCUCUCCGAGGUCGUAUCGAUUGGUUGAAAGGUCUGAAAGAGAACGUUGUUUUGGGGGGAAUGAUACCCGUUGGUACCGGAUUCAAAAGGCAAUCAUUUCCGAAGAUUUGA